This is a messenger RNA of Phanerochaete carnosa HHB-10118-sp, 450 nucleotides long. RefSeq lists its product as uncharacterized. Lineage: Eukaryota; Fungi; Basidiomycota; Agaricomycetes; Polyporales; Phanerochaetaceae. The transcript is spliced from 2 exons. Gene Ontology annotation, molecular function: protein binding. The record is from RefSeq and is a predicted model, not a curated record. The annotation marks the transcript as partial.
GGCUUCAAGUACCGCCUUCACCAGUACUUAUUCUCCAGAGAGUCGCCCCAUUUCGCGAGCAUCUUCGCCCAUUGCGUGCCCUUCGAGCCUCUCGAUUUGGCUGACAAGAAAUCCUCCGAUUUCGACGCUUUCCUGUCUGUGCUGUACUCGACGUGCUAUCGCAUGCCUGAUAUCACCUCUGUCGAUGAAUGGUCGGCUGUUCUGCGCCUCGCCACCGAGUGGUCAUUCGACAGCAUCCGUAGCCUCGCCAUUGAACGUCUCGAGCCGAUCGCUAGCCCUGUCGAGAAGAUUGUCUUGAGCCAUUCACACAUGAUUCCCAGUUGGCUCUCGGCAGCAUACGUCUCGCUGUGUCAGCGUUCCCACCCACUUACGGCUGCGGAGAUCAGAGCUAUUGAGGCGGAAGACGUCGAGGUGGUGAUGUCAGUCCGGGAGACAAUGCUCCGUGCAGGG